AUGUCGAGCAUGCGAGGCUUUGCUCCGGUGCUUACAGCGUCGUUGCUCGUCGGCGUCCUUGUCGCCUGCGUCGUCCCUGCAUGGUCCACCGCCGUGGUGGGCGUGUGCUACGGCAUCAUAGGCAACAACCUCCCUCCUCCGCGCGAAGUGGUGCAGCUCUACCGCACCUACAACAUCUACCGCAUGCGUGUCUACUCCGUCGAGCACGCCACCCUCGACGCCCUCCGCAACACCCAGGUCGAGGUCACGCUCGGCACCACCGCCGACGAGGUCGCCUUCCUCGCCGCCAGCGCCUCCAACGCCGCCUCCUGGGUCCAGACCAACGUGAAGCCCUACUACCCCGAGGUGAGAAUCAGGUACAUCGUCGUCGGAAACGAGCUCACGGGCGGUGCCGCGCAGAACAUCGUUCCCGCCAUGCGCAACCUCAUCAACACCCUUGGCCCUGCGGGUAUUGCCAUCAGGGUGUCCACGGCCGUGGGGAUGGACGUGGUCGCCAACUCCUUCCCGCCGUCCAGCGCCGUGUUCUCGCAGCCCCACAUGGCGGAAGUGGCGCGGUUCCUGGAGAGCACCAACGCGCCGCUGCUCAUCAACGUGCAGCCCUACUUCGCGUACCAGGGGAACCCUGACAAAAUCAACCUCAGUUACGCCCUGUUCCGGCCCGGCGCGCCGCCGGUGACGGACAGCGGGAAUGGGCUAGUGUACACCAACCUGUUCGAUGCCAUGGUGGACGCGAUGUAUGCCGCGCUGGAGAAGGCCGGGGCGCCGGAGGCGUGGGUGGUGGUGUCUGAGAGCGGGUGGCCGUCGGCGGGAGGGGUGGGAGCCACAGUGGAGAACGCGAGGGCCUACAACCAGGGGCUUAUCGACCAUGUGGCUUACGGUAAGGGUACGUUCGAGAAGCCUGGGCCUUUCGGUACUCCGAAGAAGUCUUGGUCGACGGGGGUGCCGCUGGAGGUGUAUGUCUCCUCCAUCUUCAACGAGAACCAGAAGCAUGGAGAAGAGACGCAGAGGAACUUUGGGCUCUUCCACCCUACUACGAACAAAUUGCCGGUGUACCCCAUCAAUUUUGCAGGAACACUGCCACAUAUAUAA
Molecule: messenger RNA, 1089 nt
Organism: Lolium perenne
Lineage: Eukaryota; Viridiplantae; Streptophyta; Magnoliopsida; Poales; Poaceae
Product: glucan endo-1,3-beta-glucosidase GIV-like
Biological process (GO): carbohydrate metabolic process
Molecular function (GO): hydrolase activity, hydrolyzing O-glycosyl compounds
Source: RefSeq, a predicted model, not a curated record